AGCAGAGCGCAGGCGGAACGGGCGCACUUGGGUUAGUGGAGCCUAAACUGAGUGAGAUUGGAGCGUGACAGGAGCAAGCAGGCAAAACCCGCUAGUUUUUAAUUUAAUUUCAUAUUUUUCGGAAUUACGUGAAAGAAGAUCAAGAUCACUCGGAUUCCUGCUAAAUUAUUUUUUCUUCUUUAAUUUCAGUUUAGGGAGGGCGCGUGCGUGCGUGGAGCUCCAGGAUCGGGAAAAUCAAGGCGAGGGAAACUUUUAGAAACAGCGGAAAAGUGAAAAAAAUCACUGGAAAUCCUCUGCUGUUGAACUGCUUAUGGAUAUUUUUGUGACUCGCUGGUCGUGAAUCAGGACUGACUUUCAGGGACAAACAACGGUCAUUUGGGCACUCCCAGGAAUCCAGGAAAAAUAUAAACCUCUUCAAUUUGUUCAAACUACCAUACACUUUUUUAAAGAGGCAGAUCCCAGUGAUUAAUUUGCUGGUUUAAUCUCUGAUGGACUCCCACCCUCUGGAUUUAUUCCCUUUUUGGACCAAAGAAAGUUGUGCGCUCGCGCUGCCGUGACAUAACGGGACAGAUGGAAAAUCAGCGGCACUGAAUAUUUCAGGGUCGAGAAGAUGAAGGGUGUUCUUUGUUGAUCGGAGGAGUUUCCACCAUCAACGUUCAUUAAAAGCAUUUGUUUGUUUCUUUGCCCUCCAUGGUGGAGAUAUGGGAUGACUGGAGGCGGAGGUGCAGCUGAGGUGAGAACCAGGCGGAGGACAAUGUUUGCCUUUGGCAUCCCUUGGCUGCCGGGGCGUCUGGUACUGAUGCUGCUCCUGCUGUCCGCCUCCGAAACAAGACUGUCCCAGGCUUGUCCCGGGCUGCUCGCCGCCACCAGCGGCUGCAGCUGCUCGGAGGAGCGCUCCAAGGCGCACGGCGUCCAGCCCAUGGGGAAGAGGGUCAGCUGCAGCAAGGAGGAGCUGGUGGAACUUCCGGAUGGCAGCUUGUUCCCCAACAGAACAGUGACCCUGAUACUGAGCCACAACAAAGUUCGUGUUCUGAAAAGUGGAUCCUUUGUUGGACUUUCUUCUUUGGAGAAGCUGGACCUCAAGCACAACCUAAUCAGCACCAUCGUGCCUGGAGCUUUCCAAGGCCUGUCUGAGCUUCGGAAACUCGACCUCUCCAACAACCGCAUCGGCUGCCUGACUGCAGACAUGUUCCACGGGCUGACCAAUCUCACUAAACUCAACCUCUCUGGAAAUAUCAUAUCGACCCUGGAGCCAGGAGUGUUUGAGGAGAUGCCGUCUCUGAAAUUAGUGAACUUCAACUCAGACUACCUGUCAUGUGACUGUGGGCUGCGUUGGGUGCCGACCUUCUUUCGCAGCAGCACGGCGCGGUUAGGAGAUGAAACGCUGUGUGCCUAUCCCAGUAGCCUGAGGGGAAUGCCCCUUCGUGCGCUGAAGGAGAGCCAGCUGAGCUGUGAAGGUCCACCGGAGCUGCACACCAUGUCCCUGCUGCCAUCCCAGCGUCAGGUGGUCUUCAGAGGAGACCGGCUGCCCUUUCACUGCACUGCUGCCCUUGUGGACAAGAUCACCAGCUUACACUGGCGCCACAACGAUCAAGAGGUGACAUCCAACCCAGACAAGGGUGUCCAGCUGGAGAAUAAUGUGGUGCAUGACUGUACCUUUAUCACCAGUGAGCUGAUACUAUUCAACGUCCAUGUGGAGGCCAGUGGGGAGUGGGAGUGUGUGGUCACCACUGGGCGGGGCAACACCUCCCGCACUGUUGAAAUAGUAGUGCUGGAGAACAGCGACACCUUCUGUCCUGAAGACAAAAUCAUCAACAACCGUGGAGAGUUCAGGUGGCCGAGAACGGUGGCAGGCAUCACCUCUCAUCAGUACUGCCUGCAGCCGCAUCACCCCUCCCUGACAGUCGAGGGGGAGCGGGAGCAGAAAAGAGCGUCUCGGUAUUGUGACCGCUCUGGAAAGUGGCAAGAGGGCGACUACUCAGAGUGUCACUACACCAACAGCAUCACUCGUGUUCUGCACACUUUCAUCCUGAGGCCGAUCAACGUGUCCAACGUUGUGACUGUGGCCCAUCAAGUGCAGACCUACACCCUGGAGGCUGCGGGUUUCACCGACUCUGUGGAUGUGCUGUACGUGGCGCAGAUUAUGGAAAAGUUUAUGGAAUAUGUCAAACAGCUGAGAGAGCUGUCGGAGAUAAUGGUUGAGAUGGGGAGCAACCUGAUGCAGGUGGAUGAUCAGAUCCUCACUCUUGCCCAGAGGGAAAAGAGAACGUGUAGCUCCAUCAUCUACUCUCUGGAGACUUUGGCCUGGCCUCAGCUGCACACUCACGCUCAGGACUUCUCUGUGGUGUCUAAGAACAUUGUGAUGGAGGCCCACCUAGUUCGAACAGCUCAUUUCACCGGCAUGACCUGCACUGCGUACCAUCGUCGUAAAACGUCUCUAAAUCGGCCUGGAGUGGAGCUGACAGACCCCACCAGUGAACAACAGCUUCAUUUCCGCUGCAGCACUGGCUCCCAUAACACCUCCCUCAAUAAUUUCCCCCUGAAGAACUCCGUAGCUCUGGCUUCUGUGACUCUUCCAGCCACUCUAUUUCCACCUGAUGCUGCGGCUGAUUGUAAACUGCAGUUUGUAGCUUUCCGAACAGGAAGCCUUUUCCCUCUGUUACUAAACUCAAGCAACAAGGUUGAACACUCCAGCAGAAGAUGUGUGAACUCUCCCGUCAUCUUUGCUGGCCUUAAUGGUUGUAACAUGUGGAACUACUCUGAGCCGAUCUGGGUGUCCCUGCGUCACUUGUCUCCCGGUUCAGAUGCAGUGGCAGCUCAGUGGAUGCCGAGGGGACCUGAGAGUCAGGGAAGCUGGAGCCAGGAGGGCUGUCAGCUUGUCCACAGUGACAGAAGCACCUCAACAAUACGCUGCUCCGUCCUCAGCAACUACGCGGUGCUUCAGGAAGUGCCUGACUUUCCACACCCCAGCCUGAUUGCUGUCAGAGUGCUCCACCCUGUGGUGUAUGCAUGCACUGCAGCACUCCUGCUCUGCCUCUUCACCAUCACCAUCACACACAUACUGCAUCACAGUUCAAUCAUCAUAUCAAGAAAGAGCUGGCACACAUUGUUGAAUACCUGUUUCCACAUCGCCAUGACAACGGCUGUUUAUGCAGGAGGCAUAUGCUUAACGAGCUACCCUCUAGUCUGUCAGGCGGUGGGCAUUGCUCUGCACUACUCCUCCCUGUCUGCGCUGCUGUGGAUCGGAGUCAGUGCCAGAGUCAUUUACAAAGAAGCUGUGUGGAGAACGCCUCGACAGACGGAUGGAGAGUCCCCAGUUCCACCUACUCAGCGACCUAUGCUCAGGUUCUAUUUAAUAGCUGAUGGCGUUCCGCUUAUUAUAUGUGGAAUCACUGCAGCUGUCAAUGUAAACAACUACGGAGACAACAGCCCUUACUGCUGGCUGGUUUGGCGCUCCAGCCUGGGGUCUUUCUUUGUCCCAGCUGGCUUGGCUGUGCUGGUGACCUGGAUUUACUUCCUGUGUACAGUGUUUCGCCUGAGGCACCGUGUGACCAAGGAAUGCAUAGGAACCACCCUGACCUCUCCUGGGACUGAAGGCCAUCCUGCACUGGCAGGAAGCACCAGCCUGCUCUCCACUGACUCUGUGGGGGGACCUAUAACCCCAGUUGUGCCUCCAGAGGAUCAGUACUCACUGAAGACUCAGUUCUCUGUGUUGGUAGCCACCCACUUCCUGUUUGUGGCUCUGUGGUGUUGUGGAGCCAUGGCAGUGUGGCUAUCAGGUCACACCAGCUUAUUAUUCAGCUGUCUCUAUGGGAUAGUCACAACAGUGUUGGGGGUGUUUCUGGUGGUGCACCACUGCUUCCGACGUCUUGAUGUGCAGGCGUCAUGGCUGGCUUGUUGCCCCGGCUAUCGCCACUCUCAUCCCAUGUCUGCCUACACACACACCUGCACAGCUGGAAGUGGAGUGCAGACCUCUGAGCAAGGAUCUCAGCUCUACAUCGGCUGCCAUCCACCCGUUGACUCUCAUAACUCCUCCUCAGCCAGGUCAUCAUCCACACCGAGCGGGAUCAGUAAUGUUGGACCUGGGCCUUGCAAGCUCACCAACUUGCUGCAGGUUGCACAAGACAAUCCAAGCAACACGUCACGGGCUCCAACAAGCAACAACACAAGCACUAGUACCGACAACCUCACCAAGCCAACAAACAAUGUUCUGCCAACUAUGAACUCAUCAGCACCUGUACAUCCUCAGCGAAGGAAAAUCAGUAGCAGAACUAAAGGGAACAGUCAGUAUUAUCAUCGGGGUGAGGGCAGAGGCCACUAUCGCCUCAAAGCUCUAAGAACUGCUGGAGGUGGCGGUAGUCUAGGAACUUUAGGGCCUACAGGUUUGGAGCACCUCUACUCAUCACAUGCUGUUUACAAGCAGGCCACGAGUGAGAAUGGUAGCAUUCACCACAGCCUCUCAGAGAACCAGGCCAGCCUGCUGACAAAUGGGAAGCGGGUGGGGGAAUCGGUAGCCACUAGCCCCUCCGAGGGAAGUGAUGGGGGCAGCAGCGGGAGCCGCAAACCCUUCCCUCUGCUGCCUUCUGCUGCCAACAGAGUGGCAAUGCAUGAUGCUCAGAGACGAUGCUCCAGCAGAGACAAUUUAAGAGCAUCUGCAGAGCGAGAAACCAAGCGCUGCUCCUACCCUUUGAACAGUGUCACCACCGCUGUGCCGGGGGCCGCUGCCCCAAACGGCACCCUGAAAACCUCUGUGUUAGAGCUUGAGCAGGACGUGAGCAGCACAGACCAGUCCCAGUGCUCUGUUGGGAUGAAGAGCGGCUUGUGGAAAAGUGAAACCACAGUGUGAAGCACAGUAGAACAUCAAUGCAUUACCUGAAGAAAAAGACUUGGUUGUGUUCUAAUGGUGUCCUAAUAAUUAUAUAAUUUAAGAUAUUAUCAUACCAUGGAGGCAUCCAGGACCCUAAACUGGUACUUUUGCCUCUGUAGUGUUGUUUGUUUGCUGUGAAACAAUAUUGUUGUUUUCAAUCAUAGAUUCACUUUUAUUUUAAUCGCUUUACAAAAAAAUGUACCAGACAUUUUUUGAAGUUGGCAUGCAUAUUUGCAUUUGGUUGUUUAAUGAAAGCUUUACUGUUUUAGUUGUAAUUUCUCCUAUGCAAAUCAACUCUAGCAUAAAAUGGAUUACAGUGUAAUCCAUUCACCAAGUACAGCUAUAUGCAUUUAAUCUGAGGGCAAACGUUCAUCUGUGAGUUUGCUCUAAGUGAUUGUUUAUCUAUGCUAAUAUAUGUGCAUUUAUGUUGCUGUGCCUUUGUGUGUGCGUGUGUGUGUGUGUGUGUGUGUGUGUGUGUGUGUGUGUGUGUGUGUGUGUGUGUGUGUGUGUGUGUGUGUGUGUGUGUGUGUGUGUGUGUGUGUGUGUAAUAAGAGAAAACUCACGAGUGUGGCUGUACAGAAUCCCAGAGUGAAUUAAAAUUGCUAAGACUUUUGAACUUUCAGAGCUUUCCCUUUUUUCUGAUCCAACCUCCAUUAAGCCAAAGGGAGAAAAAGAAAGAGGCAUGACACUUUGACUACCACCAGAAAACUGACUGUCUCCUAUGGACAACAGGAACACCUUCAGUAAAAUUUAGGGAUUACAAAUUGCUUCAAAUGAAUCCCAAUAAUUUUUGUGUCAUGGCAGUGGUGUUAAAACUUCUCCAAAAAUAUCAACAAAUUAAUUAUUAUGGGGCAGCAGUAGCUCAGGUGGUAGAGCGGGUUGCCUCAUGAUCGGAGGGUCAUGGGUUCAAUUCCAGCUCCCGCCAGGGGUAUCCUGCUGUUGUGUCCUUGGGCAAGAAACUUCACCCAACUUGCCUGUGCUAGAGGUGGUCAGAGGGGCCGACGUCGCCAAAUGGCAGCCUCGCCUCUGUCAGACCUCCCCAGGGCGGCUGUGGCUACAAGCAGCCUACCAUCACUAGCAGUGUGUGAAAGUGUCUUUGGGGGUCUUGAAAAGCACUAUAUAAGUUCAAUGCAUUAUUAUUAUUAAUGAUAAAAAGGCCACGCAUCUGUUGUUUUACCAGAAAACUUUGUCUGUGGUAACUUGCAUAGACCAAUGAUGUACUUCUGCUUUUAAACUGUCUGAUACACCAGCAAUUUAGGAAAUUACUCAAAAAGGAAAUAACAUUUACACCAACAACACGUUGUCUUAGUUUUCCCCUAUUGUUCUUUACUGCAAUCUGGUAAUGUUGUGUGUUUAAACAUGUUCAGUCUGUUUCACUGCCAUUCCCAACCAGGAAGUUACUGUGACUCAUUUUCUAAUGGAAACCUAUUUUAGGCUCUGACAGACUUGUUUUGUCCAUGAUUCAGAAUAACUAAUACAGUUUGUCCAAAAUGUUUAA
Molecule: messenger RNA, 6365 nt
Organism: Nothobranchius furzeri (turquoise killifish)
Lineage: Eukaryota; Metazoa; Chordata; Actinopteri; Cyprinodontiformes; Nothobranchiidae
Gene: adgra2
Product: adhesion G protein-coupled receptor A2
Biological process (GO): G protein-coupled receptor signaling pathway; central nervous system development; sprouting angiogenesis
Cellular component (GO): Wnt signalosome; plasma membrane
Molecular function (GO): G protein-coupled receptor activity; protein binding
Source: RefSeq, a predicted model, not a curated record